Molecule: messenger RNA, 4099 nt
Organism: Drosophila ananassae
Lineage: Eukaryota; Metazoa; Arthropoda; Insecta; Diptera; Drosophilidae
Gene: snama
Product: E3 ubiquitin-protein ligase RBBP6
Exons: 12
Coding region: 137-3898 (1253 amino acids)
Biological process (GO): ubiquitin-dependent protein catabolic process; protein ubiquitination; mRNA processing
Cellular component (GO): nucleus
Molecular function (GO): ubiquitin protein ligase activity; nucleic acid binding; zinc ion binding
Source: RefSeq, a predicted model, not a curated record
UUAGUAUGUAAAUAGCAGCGACUUAUCGAUGUUUCUAUCGAACCUUUUCCACCUCUAGUUUUGAUAUAUUAUCAACAACCCUACAAAAAAAUCGUCGGAAUAUGCUUAAAAAUAGUCUCCCCAAUACCAUUUAAAGAUGUCGGUGCACUAUAAAUUCAAAAGUACUCUCAACUUCGAUACGAUUACGUUCGAUGGUCUUCACAUUUCUGUCGGGGACUUGAAGAGGGAAAUUGUACAGCAGAAGCGGCUGGGCAAAGUCAUCGACUUUGAUCUUCAAAUCACAAAUGCCCAGAGCAAAGAAGAAUACAAAGAAGAUGGAACCCUGAUUCCGAAGAACACCACACUGAUUAUAUCCCGAAUACCAAUAGCCCAUCCGCCCAAGAAGGGCUGGGAGCCACCGUCAGCAGAGAAUGCCUUCACCGCGGCGCCGACGAACAAGCAGGACAACUUCAACAUGGACUUGUCCAAAAUGCAGGGCAGUGAGGAGGACAAAAUCCAGGCCAUGAUGAUGCAAAGUACUGUUGACUACGAUCCCAAGACAUACCAUCGCAUUAAGGGUCAGUCCCAGGUCGGGGAGGUUCCAGCAUCCUACCGGUGUAACAAGUGCAAGAAGAGCGGCCACUGGAUUAAAAACUGUCCCUACAUAUUGGGAAAAGACCAGCAGGAAGUCAAACGAAACACUGGCAUUCCCCGUUCCUUUAGGGACAAACCAGAAGCGGAGCAAGAAGCCCAGUUUGUAGUGCCGGCAGAACUGAACCAAGAGAUACCUGAAGACUUGAUAUGCGGAAUAUGCCGCGAUUUGUUUGUCGAUGCCGUCAUGAUACCCUGCUGCGGUAGUUCCUUCUGCGACGAUUGUGUGCGCACUUCAUUGCUAGAGUCGGAGGACAGUGAAUGUCCAGAUUGUAAGGAGAAAAAUUGCUCGCCAGGCUCGUUGAUUCCAAACCGCUUCUUAAGGAAUUCGGUUAAUGCCUUCAAAAACGAAACUGGCUACAAAAUCAGUAAUGUUAAAUCAGCUGUUAAGAAUGAAGAGAAGCCGCCCGUGGAAAAAGAAAAAGAAAAGGAAAAAGAAGAGGAACCUCCAGUUGUGGAGCCAGAACCAGAGGAGCCAGAGAAACCGGAGAAGGUAGAAAAGCCUGAGGAAACAGAAACCAAUGGGAAAAAGGAGCAGCCAAAGUCAGAGUCGCCAGAACCAACUCUGGCUGUUGAAGAGCCGCCAAAAGAAAAGGAAAAAGACAAAUACGAUUCUGAUUAUGAAGAUAAUAUAACAAUAAAAAUGCCCCAGCCAGCGGCAGAUUCUGCUCCAAUCUCAAGAAAGGCAUCUCCAAAUUACUCACAGAAAACUAGUGAGAGCUCUCACCGACGCGAACCAAAGUCGGAAUAUGCCUCCGAGCACGACAAGCACCGUCCAUCAUCAAAGUCCGAGUCGGGAAAGAGUGAACGAAGCCUUCUGCCGACUCCCAUAGGAAUGCACAUGAACUAUCAGGGCCAUAUGAUGGGCGAGGAGGAGCGGAGGGCGGAGGAAGCACGCCGAUCGAAUGCAUAUAAACCGUCGUAUAUGCCAAUGCAGAGAGGCCCGCCGCCAAUGCACAUGAUGGGCCAUCAUAUUCCGCCGUGCAACAACGGGUACAACAGCAUGGGUCAGAGGCCUCCUCUAAGCUAUGUGCCGUAUCAAAACCAAUCCGUGCACCCAAUGCGUGCACCGUACGGAUCGUCGGGAGGAAGUAUGAAUAUGAAUAUGUCACAACCAUUUCAGUCCCCAAAUUUAGCAUCUAUAUACCAAGGGGUGGCCGCCAAAGUUGGUUCUGGACUGAUUGAUGAUCCCUUGGAAGCCUUCAAUCGCAUUAUGAAGGAGAAGGAGAGGAAGAAGGUGGAACGGCUCCGUAGUUCCGAUCACCACAGAUCCAGGUCACCGGACAGGCAGCGCCAUCGGUUUAAGUCGCCUUUGUACGAGAAGGACUCGAUCCGGGACAACUUAAAAGACAAGAGGCCCCGUUCCCGGGAGAGAAAGCGGGAGUAUAGUUAUGAGAGGCCCAGUCGCCAUCCUCGUUCUAGUCGACCGCUAAAAGAUGGUUCCAAAUCUCCUGGUGGCCGAAUGAAGAGAUCUGGGCAUCGCCGCUCGACUUCUCCGAAGCCUGCUUACAAAACGGAUUAUAGAGACAAGUCCUACAACAGUAAGCCCUUCGCACCAAAACCGGAUAUUCUUGAGCCUCCGCCACCUGGGUUCGAGCCACUGCAGCUGGCCGAGGAUGACGGCUACAGAACCAAGCACCCGACUAACGUUGAAGUCUCUCAUAGCAGCAGCGGUGGCAAGAGUAAGAGGCACGAGGAGGGCAGAGGCGACGAAGUGCCCCGCAAAAGGCAGAGAACCCGCAGCAAAAGCAAGGAGCCCAAGCCGCCGCUUGAUGGCAGCUAUAGAAGUCUGACGCCGCCGGCAAAGAUCACGACCCCCAAAAUGUCGGCGUCCCACAUGCGAGAACGCGAGGGCACGCCAAAAACUCCGGAGGCACUGUACACUGAUGAAUACUUGGCUACCAAGCCCAAAAACAGCGCACCAGAUCCAACAGGAACCAAUGAGUCUGAACCGGGGCCCAAUGUCGGCAAGGAGAACAAAGCCAAAAGUCCUACGGCGUCCAAGGAGCGCAAGAAGAAGAAAAAGGACAAGACCGAGCGGAAGAAGAGCAAGAAGGAUAAGAGGUCGAAGAAAGAAAAGGGCGAUCGGCAGAAGAAGAGUGCUUCUGUGAACAGAUCUGACUCGGAUGGCAACAAUAGUCCGACCCUGAACGAGCCAAAUUUCAAAUCCAACAGAUCUCCCGAGGGAAACUUUGAACUCGAACCGGCUGGCACUUCUCCAGCGCGUACUACGGACACUGCAGAAGCUCCUCCGGCUAAGAAGAACCAUGCUAGCGCGGAAGCGUCGACUGAGGAUAACUCUGCCUCCAAAAAGCGCAACGAUGGCAGCCUUUCAAAGUGGGAGCUGGAGGAGAACAGCUUGAAUUUCAACUUGGAUGACUCAAAGAAGUUUGCCGGAAACUCAGACGACCCGUCCGAAAUUACUUCGGAUGUGAUUCGCAAGGCGGAGAACGCCAUCUUUGCGAAGGCUAUAAACGCCAUUCGUCCUGUGGAAUUUCAGGUCAUUAUCAACUCAAAGGGCAACAGCCGGGACCGUUCCGUGUCGUUACGAAAUGACAAGGAACGCUCAGCCUCGCCGAGACGAGCCGGCAACAAGUCGGUAAAGGAGAGGCUGGGAAACAAAGUGGUCCGCGACAGAAGUCGUUCGCCGGAGAAGCAGAAAGACAGGCGAGAGGAUCGCCGGGAAGCUGGACGUAAAGGAUCCGACGAUGAUGCAUCAUACCGAGGAAGAUCGGACCGCCACAACAACAGAGAUAAUAGGGAUAAUAGGUCCCGGGACAGGAACGCUGCAUCCGAGAAGCGGCAGGGACACUCGUACAAGCGCGGCUCGUCGCCGGAGAGUGACAAGAACCGGCGCAACUACAAGGACCGCUCCGACAGCAAACUCGCAAAGUUUGAUCAAAUCAAUAGCGACGACUUGGAUCGGAGGGGCGGGCGCAGCGCCAAGUCUGGAGAUAAUCGAACAAUUUCGUCUGUUGCCUCAAAGCCGAGCCGGCAGGAAGCCGUUGCGAAGCCGUGCCGGCCGGAUAAUCCAUUUAGAAAGUUUGGGGAAACUAGCGGAUCAAGUGGUUUAAUCUUAAAGUAUGAUAACGCAGUGCACAACGAUGCAAUGUCCUCCGACAAUGAACAAAGGAAGCAAAAGGACAAGAAACUGAAGAAGCAUGGCAAAUAUUCGUCAACCGAUUCGUUGCGGAGCGAGAAGCGCAAGGAUCUGAAGAGCAAAAAGAAGAGCAAGAUCUUGAAGAAGAAAAAGAAAUCGAAGAAGUAGAUGAUUAUACGGAUAGGCUAGGAAAUAAGAAAUAUAUAAAUAUUGAAGAUUUCUGUGUACAAAUCAAAGAUUUUUAAUGUAUGUAUUAAUCAUGCAGAUAAGUAAACAAAUAAAAACAGAUCUACUCAAGGAAAUAUUAUGAUUGCUAGUACUUGGUAUAGAUUUUUGAAAUGUAUUAAAAUAAAGACGCAUUUAAAUUGA